This is a messenger RNA of Larimichthys crocea (large yellow croaker), 6055 nucleotides long. It is a transcript of the gene ano1a, whose product is annotated as anoctamin 1, calcium activated chloride channel a. Gene Ontology annotation, molecular function: intracellularly calcium-gated chloride channel activity; protein dimerization activity. Gene Ontology annotation, biological process: chloride transmembrane transport. The record is from RefSeq and is a predicted model, not a curated record. Lineage: Eukaryota; Metazoa; Chordata; Actinopteri; Sciaenidae. Gene Ontology annotation, cellular component: plasma membrane. The coding region runs from base 388 to 3372 and encodes 994 amino acids. The transcript is spliced from 26 exons.
CGUGUGAGUGGAGCAUCUCACUUAGACAGAGAACGUCCUCACACACGGAGAUAUGUGUCUUAGCACAGAAUGCUCUCACUGACAGAUAAUGUCAUGUAGGCUGCACUUAUUUUGGGCUGAAGCAGCAUCUCUUACCACCUCAUUGAGAUCAAUCUUCUCUGUAGAUUCAGUCUCCUCAUUCGAACAAAUUCGACAGAGAUCACUUUGACAGCUUCCCAAAAGAAUGAAUGUGGGAUGAAGUGAGAGCUCUCCGUCCAGCGUUUCCAUGCAACAGCAGAGGCUGUGAAGACACGGAGCACACGGAGGGUUAGAUGCUGUUGCUCAGCUCGACUGCACUGUAGAUCUUGUUGGGGUCUCUGAAGGAACCCUGAGCGCCUUUUAAAUCCAAUGGAGAAACAACAUGAUGGAGAUGAGCCUGCUAGGAGUUUAAUGCGGCACGAUAGCGCAGAGGAGCCCGGUUGUCCUCCCCUGGCUUGUGAGCACUCAAGCAGCCCACAGCAGGAGGAGUCCACCAUGAUGAGAAGGAGUGACAACUACCUGCCUGUCCCUGGCGAAGAGAAGAACCUGGAUGUGGCCUUCAUCAGCACCAAGCCCAGGAGCAAUGAGUCCAUACCAUUGAAGAAUCUCUAUGCGGAUGAUGGCUCACCCCUGUAUCCACAGCUAGGCCCGUACUUCUCUGAUGGGCAGCGGCGGGUGGACUACGUGCUGGCAUACCACAUCCAGAGGCCCAGCAGCAUACGGCGCCGCUCAUCCAGGUUUGGCGACAACAACUUCAUCCGACGGCUUCGACGCAGUCUGAGCAUGAGAAGUAGCCGAGCCCCGCUGCAGCCAAAAGAAGACCCUGAGAUCGCCGCCCAGGACCAACGGACUGACUACCAUGAAGAUGACAAGCGUUUCAGGCGGGAGGAGUUUGAGGAAAACCUCCUAGAGACAGGGCUGGAGCUGGAAAAGGAUGAAGGGAGUAAGAUACCUGGAAUCGGCUUCCUGAAGAUUCACGCUCCCUGGAACGUUCUGUGUCGAGAGGCUGAGUUCAUGAAGCUUAAAAUGCCGACAAAGAAGGUUUACGAUGUGAAACAAGGCAGCAAUCUGGUGGAGAAGAUCCGACUGUUCAUUCAUAAAGUCACAGCUCCUCUCCACCCAAAAGUAGAUGCCAACAGGCCACAAAGCGUCAAAUCCCUCUCUCACCCUUUCUCUAGAGAGAAGCAGCAUCUGUUCGAUCUGUCUGACAGGGACAAGUUCUUUGACAGUAAGACCAGGAGCUCAAUAGUCUAUGAGGUACUGAAAAGGACAAGAUGCACCAGAGCCAAAUACUCCAUGGGGAUCACCAGUCUGCUAGCUAACGGUGUCUACACAUCAGCUUAUCCUCUACACGAUGGUGACAUUGAGGGGGUGAAUGCAGAGGCUAAUGACAGGAAGCUGCUGUAUGAAGAGUGGGCCAGCUACAGUGUGUUCUACAAGUACCAGCCUAUUGGACUCAUCAGGAAGUAUUUCGGGGAGAAGAUCGGACUGUAUUUUGCCUGGUUAGGAGUCUACACACAGAUGCUGAUUCCCGCUGCCAUCGUUGGAGUCAUCGUAUUCCUCUAUGGCUGUGCCACUGUGGAUGAUAACAUACCCAGUAUGGAGAUUUGUGAUCACAGGAACAACAUCACCAUGUGUCCGCUGUGCGACCGUGCCUGCAGCUACUGGAAGCUGGUGACAGCAUGUGGUACAGCUCGAGCCAGCCAUCUGUUUGACAACCCAGCCACCGUUUUCUUCUCCAUCUUCAUGGCCCUCUGGGCGGUUCUCUUCAUGGAGCACUGGAAGAGACGGCAGAUGCGACUCAACUAUGUCUGGGACCUGACAGGCUUCGGAGAGGAGGAGGAGGAGGAACAUAAGGACCAUAACCGAGCAGAGUAUGAGUUCCGGGUCAUGCAAAAGACGAUGAGACAGGAACAUUCAACCCCAAAGGGUGAGAAGGUGAAGCUGACAUGUACAGACAGAAUGCCAGCUUACCUGACUACUGUGGUCAUGAUGGGCUUCAUGAUCGCUGUGACGUUUGCCAUAGUCUUUGGGGUCAUCCUGUACCGCAUUAGCAUUAAGGCAGCACUGCACAUGAGCAACUACCCUGCAGCACGCUCCAACAUCCGAGCCACAGUCAAAACCACUGCUGCAAUCAUAAACCUCAUCGUUAUCAUCAUCUUAGAUGAAAUCUACGCUGCCAUUGCCCGUUGGCUCACGACACUGGAGGUUCCAAAGACAGACAAGAGCUUUGAAGAGCGCCUCAUCUUCAAAACCUUUAUCUUGAAGUUUGUCAAUGCCUUCACACCCAUUGUCUAUUUGGCCUUUUUCAGGGGAAGGCUUGUUGGGCGGCCUGGAAACUACUUGUAUGUUGUUGGAUCGUACAGAAUGGAAGAGUGUGCUCAUGCAGGUUGCCUCAUGGAGCUGUGCAUCCAGUUGUGCAUCACCAUGCUCGGCAAGCAGCUAAUCCAGAACAAUCUGUUUGAGAUUGGCAUACCAAAGUUGAAGAAACUGCUCCGGAGGAGGAAGUCGGACUUAGACUCUAAGCAAGAGGAGGAGCUCAACAAAACUCUGCAGCGCCAUGAGAAAGACCACAUUCUGGGUCCUUUUGUCGGCCUCAGCCCCGAGUACAUGGAGAUGAUCAUCCAGUUUGGAAUGGUGACUCUUUUCGUGGCCUCCUUCCCUUUGGCUCCACUCUUUGCUCUUCUGAAUAACAUCAUUGAGAUUCGUCUGGAUGCCAAAAAGUUUGUUAUGGAGCUGCGCAGGCCGAUUGCAGCCAAAGCCAAAGAUAUUGGUAUCUGGUACAACCUCCUGAGAGGCCUCAGCAAGGUAGCAGUCAUCGUUAAUGCCUUCGUCAUCUCCUUCACCUCUGACUUCAUCCCACGGUUGGUCUACCAGUACAUGUACAGCCCUGACGGCACCAUGCAUGGCUUCAUCGAUCACACUCUGUCUUUUUUCAACGUCAGUGACUUCCAGCCAGGCACAGAGCCUCUCCAGCCCAUGCACCUGGGCUACAGCGUACAAACAUGCAGAUAUAAGGACUACAGAGAGCCUCCAUGGUCAAGCACACCAUAUGAGCUCUCAAAGGAGUUCUGGGCCAUUCUGGCAGCCCGCCUUGCCUUUGUUAUUGUCUUUCAGAAUGUGGUGAUGCUUAUGAGUGACUUUGUGGACUGGCUGAUCCCAGACAUCCCCAAGGACAUCAGUCUCCAGAUGCACAAGGAGAAGAUCCUCAUGGUGGAGCUCUUUAUGAAGGAGGAGCAGGGCAAAAGGCUUGCAGCCCGGGACCACCACAACCGGGACAACUGCACCUCCUCCUCGUCAGCCAGUCCACCACAGCCCCGCUCACGGCCCAUCUCACAUGCUGACUGUGGUUAAACUGCUAGCAGCCAGGAUUCAGGAAAACAAGCGCGAACAGCAACAAGCAAACACACACCUGUACACAAACUGUAAAUACAUUCAUCAGCUGCUUAAAGCUAGCUGGUAAAGGUUAAGUCAGUUAUCCACUGACACAUGAUUAGUUUUCAGUAAUCAGCUUUUGCUGCAUUCAUGUUGUUUGAGAAUAUUUGCAGGUAAAAACUUUGACGCGUUCAUUCACGUUCUGAACUGGUAGUAUGCCUCUUUCUAACAUAUUUCCCAGAUAAUACACCAGUCAGAUAAUACACAUGGCAUUUAUGACGCUGAAACAUGUAGUGUAGGAUGUUUUUGAAAGGAACAAGCAAUUAGCUUUAUUUGUUCUGUUCUGUUGAUGAAGUCAUCAUUCAAGACAUCUGAGAAAGCAAAGCCAAAUCUAAUAUGAGUCAUAUAAGGCCACCUCUCUUGAAUGCAGCUUUUGUAAUGAAGACAGCCUCCAUCAAUCCGUCCAAACAGUCCUGCUGAGCAAUGUUCCCUCCUCGUAUCUGACUGAUGAGACACAGAAAACAAGAACAUCAUUGCUCAACAGGCUGUUCCUUUUUUUUUCAGGAAUUCCUUGAUGUAUUUUUUGGGAUAUGCAGAAUUGUCAGUUGUUGAUGAACAACAAGGUUUUGGAAGACCUUGUGUGACAAGAGCCUCUUGGGUUGUACUAUUCUCUUGUAUGUGAUGAGCAGCAUGCUGCUCAUUGUUACAUUUGUUACAUUUGGGAUAUGAACAAACUGCCAUAAUUCACAGAAGCACAAGAAACGUUUUUAGUCACUCUAAUGAACUGGAAUUCUUAAAGAUGGAAAUAAGAAGAUUUUCACCAUACACACAAAGUGAUGUCAUGCUCCAUCUCUCACCUGGCUGAGAUGCUGAACUGUAGAUACUUGACUGUAUGAGCUUACCAAAAUCUUUGGAGAGAAAUCUCUUCCUCACAUGUUGUAAGAUAGAAAUAAUUCCAGUAGUCUGUCUUAAAGAUGCAUUAACUGAUGUCCUUUUAUCUGCCACCCAGGGGCAGCAAAAGUAGCUGAAACAUGGACACACCUAGAAUGUCACCUAGAAUUAUUAAAGCAAAUUAUAGCAUAUAGUAAGUAAAAUCCUUUUAACUCAAGCAGCCCAAGAUGUUUGCAGGCUAUAAAGCCUAAACAAAGAAAAGGUUCUGCAACCAUGAGGUCAACUGCAGAAUAGUUGAUAACUAGAGGUGCCCUCACAUCUAGUGAAACACAUUCACCAUCAAAUGAACAAGUGUCAUGUCAGAGUUUUGAGCUUGUGUGUGCUGCCCCCAGUGGUCACAUGCAGAUUUAAGUAACUGCAGGCCAGUUCUCCAUUUACAAAGAGACUCCAGCAUUUGAACCUUUGCCUCACUUGUCCAGUUGGUGUCUUCUGGAUCAUCAGCACAGGUGUGAAAAUGGAGCUCCAUGAACUCAUGUUUAAAGUUAUGUGUAGUGGUGUUGGAUGUAUUUACAUUGUGUGCUGCCAUGCUUAUAUACCAUCAGAAAACUGCUUGUUGGAACAAAUCGGAUUGAGGAAUAUUGUCACAUUAGUAGCAAUGUAGGAACUUUCAAAUUCUUGUCUGUGGAAAGCAGUGCCAGUGUCUUGCUCUUACCCUGCCUUAUACUCUCCCAGCUGCUCCAGGGACUCAAAGUGUUGGCUGAUUGUCUUCUCUAAAAUAUCACAUUUGAGAUUUAGCCAUGCCCAUAGGAAAGGAUUCAAACCAGGAAAGGCAGCACUGUUCAAUAUUAUUCUCUUGCCUUAUAUUAACAGGUAUAAAUCAUUAGGCAUUAACUAUUCAAGCACAAAGACUGAAUAACGUUUUGUUUUGUAUUUAUCAAACUGCAAAAACAUAUGAGGUAGUGACUGGAUGUCACUCUGCACAACAUAAAUGUACUGUACCCAUGCGUCCAUGUAUCAAACCGUGCACCCUCCUGUGAAUAUGUUGAUCUACCCCAAACAUAAGCCCUCAGCCCAGACUGAUAGAAUGUAUUCUUUUUAAAUUGCAGUGAUGUAUGAUCACUUUUAGGUCAAAAUGUUGUUAAUGCUGUUUUUUAAAGUUUCAUAAUAAUGCAUUUCUAAGCCUAUCUAAUGUGUUAAAGGGUUUCUCUGCCCACAGGGACCACUGAUAUAUCAACUACAGACUUUCACUAUGAUAGUUAUAUACUCUAUCUUUUUGCUUUCCUUUUAAUUGAUUAUUUAAUGGACUAGAAACCAUAAUUAUGGACCUAUUCUGCUUGACAGCAAAAUCUUCCAAUAUAGCCUACAAAGCCAUUUUAUCACAAAAGAAGUUUAUGAGAUAUGACUUGCUCUUAUGAGCAAUAACUGUACAUUUUACUUUGACCAAAUCUCAACACUGUUAAUUAUGUUAGUAAGGUUGGUGUUGAUAUUCAGUAAUAGACUGUGUGCAGCCACAGGGCUGCAGAGCCUGUUAUAGCUACAAUCUCUAACCUGAUGUCACGUGAAGACUCCACCAUGUCCCUUAUGAAGUGUCCUCCUCUGUAUUUACAGCAUCAAUGAAUACUACAAGUUGUGACAUGCUAAUAUAUAAUGUAUGUCAAAGCACAUUUCAGAACAUGUGUGAGUGUUUAUGCAUGUAUAACUGAUUUGUCUGUCUGAUAUUUUGAGUCAUUUUUGUUUAAAUUAACUGCAAAUAAAUGAGAGAUUAAGUUUG